GAGGCAUGCCAGAGAAGGAAGUUUGCAGAGUCCAAGGGGUUCAGAGAAGAUUGCAGUGGGACUGCCUCUGAGAGGGAGUGUUUCCAUCACCAAUUCCUGACGGGUUUACCUUCUGGGACUCCGACCUUGGACUGCUGCCGGGACAUUUGUCUUGGACUUGUUCUCUGGACUGGUCACUAAGGAUUUUCCCUGGAGCAUGACUUUGAAUAUGACACUUCAGUAAUGCAGAAGCUGUAUCCUCCCUGGGCCUAUCUUGGAAGCUAGUUCUGCAGCCGCCCUUCAGUCAUGAUUGUUUCAAGAUUAAAGGCCAUUUCCCUGUCAUUGCCAAGCCUUUUUCUUCUUGCUUUUCAUCUCUCAGCAUCACAGAAUGCACCUGAAUACUCUGAAGCUGAACAUCAGCAGUGUGUCAGGAAAGAACACCCCACAAUUGCUUUUGAAGAUCUGAAGCCCUGGGUGUCGAAUUUCACCUAUCCAGGUGUGCAUGACUUUUCUCAGCUUGCACUGGAUGCCAACAGGAACCAACUCAUUGUGGGAGCAAGGAACUACCUCUUCAGACUUAGUCUACACAACGUUUCUCUUAUUCAGGCAACAGCAUGGGGUUCAGAUGAAGACACCAGGAGGUCCUGUCAAAGUAAAGGGAAAACAGAGGAAGAGUGCCAGAACUAUGUCCGAGUGCUGAUUGUUUAUGGCAAGAAGGUUUUUACCUGUGGUACCAACGCCUUUUCACCAGUGUGUUCCAGUCGACAGGUAGGAAAUCUCAGCAAAAUCAUUGACAGAAUUAAUGGAGUGGCUCGGUGCCCAUAUGACCCUCGGCAUAACUCGACAGCUGUGAUUACAUCACGAGGAGAACUGUAUGCUGCAACUGUGAUUGAUUUUUCUGGACGGGAUCCUGCUAUUUACCGCAGCCUUGGAAAUGUUCCCCCACUUAGGACAGCACAAUACAACUCCAAAUGGCUCAAUGAGCCUAACUUUAUUGCUGCCUAUGACAUUGGUUUGUUCACCUACUUCUUCUUCCGUGAGAAUGCAGUGGAACAUGACUGUGGGAAAACAGUGUAUUCUCGUGUGGCAAGGGUUUGCAAAAAUGAUAUUGGAGGGAGAUUUUUGCUGGAGGACACAUGGACAACCUUCAUGAAGGCCAGACUGAACUGCUCCCGUGCUGGAGAAAUCCCUUUCUAUUACAAUGAAUUGCAAAGCACCUUCUACCUUCCUGAGCAAGAUCUGAUCUAUGGUGUCUUCACUACUAAUGUAAACAGCAUAGCUGCCUCAGCAGUGUGUGCCUUCAAUCUGAGUGCCAUUACUCAGGCAUUUAAUGGCCCUUUCCGUUACCAAGAAAACCCAAGAUCAGCCUGGCUGCCAACGUUAAACCCCAUCCCUAAUUUCCAGUGUGGGACGCUGAAUGAUGACAGCCCUAAUGAGAACCUGACGGAGAGAGUCCUGCAGGAUGCACAGCGCCUGUUCCUGAUGAAUGAUGUCGUGCAGCCGGUGACUGUAGAUCCGUACGUGACUCAGGACAGCAUUCGAUUUUCCAAACUGGUGGUUGAUAUUGUUCAGGGGAAGGAUACUCUCUACCACGUGAUGUAUAUUGGAACAGAGUAUGGCACCAUCUUGAAGGCCCUUUCUACCACUAACAGGAGCCUAAGGAGUUGUUAUUUAGAGGAAAUGCAGAUCCUCCCUGAUGGACAACGGGAAGCAAUCAAGAGUCUCCAAAUCCUGCACAGCGACAGGUCGCUCUUUGUGGGCUUAAAUAAUGGAGUGCUAAAAAUUCCUCUGGAGAGAUGCUCCAUGUACAGAACAGAAGGGGAAUGCCUAGGAGCCAGAGACCCUUACUGCGGCUGGGACAGCAAGCAGAAGCGAUGCACCACCAUUGAGGACAGCUCCAACAUGAGCCUGUGGACUCAAAAUAUUACUGAAUGCCCAGUGAAAAACCUGACAACAAAUGGAAGAUUGGGGCCUUGGUCCCCAUGGCAACUGUGUGAGCAUUCGGAUGGGGACAGCACAGGCUCCUGUAUGUGUAGGUCACGUUCAUGUGACAGCCCUCGUCCUCGCUGUGGAGGUCGUGCUUGUGAAGGGGCCAGGAUUGAGGUUGCAAAUUGUUCAAGAAAUGGUGCUUGGACACCCUGGUCUUCCUGGGCCCCAUGCAGCACCUCUUGCGGGAUUGGCUUCCAGGUCCGCCAGCGAUCCUGCAGCAAUCCUGCUCCACGGUAUGGGGGCAGGGUCUGCGUUGGACAGAGCAGGGAAGAAAGAUUCUGUAACGAGAACAGUCCAUGUCCAUUACCAAUUUUUUGGUCUUCAUGGGGACCUUGGAAUAAAUGUAGCGUGAACUGUGGUGGAGGGAUUCACUCAAGGCAGAGGUCCUGUGAAAAUGGAAAUACAUGUCCAGGCUGUGCUGUGGAAUAUAAGACCUGCAACCCAGAGAGCUGCCCGGAGGUGCGCAGGAACACACCCUGGACCCCCUGGAUGCCUGUGAACAUCACCCAGAAUGGUGCCCGCCAGGAGCAGCGCUUCCGCUACACGUGUCGUGCCCAGCUGUCAGACCCCCACGAGCUGCAGUUUGGGAGGAAGAAAACCGAGAGUCGUUUCUGCCCCAACGAUGGCUCAGCAGUGUGUGAUACUGACUCUCUUGUUGAUGACCUCCUCAAGACUGGUAAGACCACUGCACGGAUUAUCAAUGGGGGCUGGUCCUUUUGGGGGGCCUGGUCUUCCUGUUCCAGGGACUGUGAGCUGGGCUUUAGGAUCAGGAAGAGAACAUGCACAAACCCUGAACCUAAAAAUGGUGGCUUGCCCUGUGUGGGGUCAGCGAUGGAGUACCAAGACUGCAAUCCUCAUCCCUGCCCAGUGAAAGGCUCCUGGUCUUGCUGGACUCCAUGGUCUCACUGCUCAGCAACCUGUGGAGGUGGGCACUACCAGCGCACGCGGACGUGCACCAAUCCAGCCCCGUCCAGCGGGGAGGAUAUCUGCAUUGGCCUGCACACCGAGGAGGCCCUCUGCAACACGCACCCCUGCGAAGGUGGCUGGUCAGAGUGGUCGGAGUGGAGCCUGUGUAACGAAGAGGGCAUCCAGUACCGCAGCCGCUACUGCGAGGUGCAAAGCCCAGACUCUUCUCAGUGCGUCGGGAACAGCACCCAGUACCAAGAUUGCCUGUAUAAUGAAAUCCCCGUGAUCCUGCCAGCCUCCAGCAUUGAUGAGAGCACGAACUGUGGAGGUUUUAGUCUCAUCCAUCUGAUUGCCACUGGGGUCUCCUGUUUCUUUGGCUCUAGCCUCUUAACGUUUGUGAUUUACGUGUACUGCCAGCGCUGUCAGAGGCAGUCCCAGGAGUCCACUGUUAUCCACCCAACCACUCCCAACCAUCUCCAUUACAAGGGCAACACAACCCCCAAGAACGAGAAGUACACCCCUAUGGAGUUCAAGACACUUAACAAGAACAAUUUGAUACCAGAUGACAGGACCAACUUCUACCCGUUGCAGCAAACCAAUGUGUACACAACAACCUAUUAUCCCAGUACACUGAAUAAAUAUGACUACAGGCCCGAGGCCUCCCCUGGAAGGACCUUUACCAACAGCUGAUGAUGGACAGAUCCUACAGGACUGAAUAACUUCCUAUAUGAUUUUUUUUUUAAUUGAUUUUAUGGACCAAAUACCGGCCCAGCCUCUAGAUGUAAAUAUUGUACAGUAGGGUCUUUUUUUUUUCCUUUGGUUAAUUGUAUUUCUUGUAAACAGCACAUCUCCUUACAAGGACAAAAAUGCAUAUGGACCAUUCUGCAGAGCUUUUGUGGACAUUUGGCUGGAGAUGGCUCUUACUACUGCAGCUGUUUAUGGCGGGAAGAUCAGUGUUGCUGUCCAAGGCCGACGUUGUCGAGGAGGGGGAUGUGUGCUGGGCUUGGUGGCUGCUGUGCAGCAGCACACAACACACAGGAGCACUCCAAGCAAGGCCAGAGGUGGCCUUCCUGGGGAAGUGGAGUCUGUCUGGUGAAGAGCAUCCUUCCUGAGCCAGGAUAGCAAUGCUGUGCUGGAUGACACACAGCUUGUGAGACAGGCCAAACAGCACUCCAUCGUGCCAACAACUUGAAGAACAUUUUCUUUUCCUUUUUUUAUUUUUGAUUUUUUUUUUAAUGUUUCUGGAAAAAAAAGUAGUAACUUUCUAGGGCAGUGUUCCCUUUAUCUUCAACAGAAUCUUUUCAUAUUACAGGAAAUACUCUCUGCAGCCUUCUUUGGUAAUAUGCAGUUCAGCUGAUGAGAAACAACACACAAACAAAGUGCAUUAUCCAAAGAAGCUUUCCAGAAUGUUUCCAGUCUUAAUUAAAAUUAUACAGGCAGUGAGACACUGAGAAAAGUAAAUGUUGGAAUAACAUCGGAGACAUGAACUUGGAGUGCCUAACAAACAAAGAUGUUUAUAUCAGUGGAAAAAGAGAUGUGAUGAUUGCCGCACAAGAGCCAUGGGCUUAUUUUCUUUCUUCCUUUUUCUUUUUUUCUGAGACAGUGUUAACUCUUUUGUUCUAGCUCUGAUCCUGAUUGCGUCUGCCAGGAAAGGCAACUUUAGAGGCCAUGCUCUUCUUGUGGGAAAUCACCAUGCUUUGGGCUAAUAUUUCCUCUUGUUUUAUUAUUGGGUUUUAGUUCCUUUACUCUCAAAGAGUGAAUAAUUCUGACUUUGCAGGGGUAAGGUAUUUUUGUAAGGAAUGUUUCCGUAGUCUGACAUGACCCAGAAAGUCUGCUGCACAUUCUUAUAGUGUCUUCCAGUGAAAUUGUAACACAGCUGAGUAAUGUGCAUUGUUUGCCAAUAUUUCUUUAUUUUUUCUGAGAAAAACAACCCAACAAACAAAUGCUGCUGCAGCUAUUGAAGUAAAUUGGGGUGGUAGCACUAUUAAACAGUAUAUCCAGCCUUGAAAUGUAAUUUUGUGUAUGUGUGUGACUGUGUCUAUAAGAACUGUAUUAGUCUGAUGCAGAAGCCAUGUUGUCUACAACCAGAUGUUUGUCUGACAUAAUUGUUUGGCAAAAAGGAAACUUAUUGCUGGUGCUUAAUGUACAAUUACAUCCAGUGUGUUAGCAACGUGAACAAGUUCACCGCUGUUAUCAUUCAGUGUUUCUAAAUAUUUAUAAUGAACUCCUGAUGCUAAGGAUUUUAGAAUGUCGCAAUACAGAGCAUGAGAUAAAAGUACACCCUGAAAUGCGCAUGAGCUCCAUGUGGUCCUGAGCUUGGCUUUGUCGUCUGCAUCUUACUCGAGCAGUUGCCAUGCCCGUGCCUGGCCACUGACCCGGCCGUGUUCCCAGCAGUCCUGUCUGUCUGUGCUUAAUUCCAGAUUUCGCUGUAAGCCGACAUUGAUUGUUGCUCAGUGCUGUUCCUUUGCAGUCGCUUGUUUGGAAGUCCGGCUUGGGCUGUGUACUCAGCUCUUUCACAUAGGCAGCUGGUAGGAAAUGAAGGAAGACUGUGUUGCUUGUGACAAGUAUAUUGCUUUUCCUGUGAGGAAGAGUCAGCAUGGCUCUGUAAGCCUGUGUUAUGGCAGUUUGACCAGAAGGCAAGUAUGAAAUAGCCUCCCAUUUUUAAAUUACUUUGUUUGACUUCAGUUUGCAGUGAUUGAAGGCUGUAGGGAUAUUUGUAAUAGAGUGGGGUCAUUAGCACUGCCACAAGGACACCUUUGGCUCAGCAGUACCCAUCUUCAGCUGCUGCUUUUCUGAUUUAGCAGCUGGUCCUGCUUCUGCUCUGGUCCCACCAGAUAAAAUAGAGGGGGCAGAGGGAGAUAGAGAGUUGCUCUUAAAUAGAUUUUAAGCGGAUACAGACGUAGAAGAUCUGUCUGAAGCAACCUGCUGCAACCCUCCAAGUAGGCACGGGGGUUCGGCACUUCUGACUCCUUCCAGCAGCACAGCCAGGCAAGAGCAGCAGGAGUGAAACAGGAACACCAGGGAAGCAGGAGAGCACUGGUAGCAGGUACCAGCCCCUGCAGAGAGGCUCUUCCCAGGCCCCUAAAUUCCAUUUGAGGAGCAGUGACUUUGUGCCUUCAUGCCAUGACGAGUUCACUCUGUCUCACUGAAUUUCCACAUUCCUGUCAGCAACACUGAAGAUUCCAAUUUAAAGUAAUUUUAACAAGUAUGUAGCCAUGGGGUUGAAAAUUAUUAUAUUAGACUAUCAGGAUGGGAUUGCCCAGAUUUAGUUUAUGUGAUUCAGGAGAAAACACUGGCUCCCAGGAUCGUUCUAGCUAUGGUAGAAUCAAAGCCGUCUCUGAGCUUCCCCUUCAGAAGAUUCCCUGUAUUGACACACUCUGCAAUUACCAUGCACAUGGCAAGAUUGCAGCUGGAGUUGGGGAGGGAUGCAAGUCAAACCUUGCAAUUAUCUCAAUUUUUUAUUUUUCCUUUCUCUUUCCCCCUCCACCCCCAAACAUUUUUUCCCUUUUUGGCUUCACAGAAUAACAUGAUGUAAACUGAUUUUUUUUUUCCCAAAGUACUGUAUAGUAGAUGAAAUUAUUUAAGUGUUCAACUCACCAAGACAAGUGAUUACUGCCAUUGUGCUCAGGAGGUGGAUAUUGGAGGCUAUUGGAGGCAAAUGCUUUGAGGGUGAUGCAUGUGGUUGUAGUUUCAUCAAGACAUUCCUUCUUACCAGCCAUCCAAAUGGAUUCAGCCCUUUUUCAUGUAAUUGGCAAUCACAGCAAGGGGCUGUAGUCUCCAUUCAAGCAGAAAGCAGAAUCCAGGAGAGAGUGAAAAAAAAGAAAUCAGAACACUUAUUACUCAAUUAAUGUUUGCAGGAGAGUGCAGUUCUUUAAGGAGGAUGUUAAUGCGGUGUGAGAGUUGCAUUUUUUAUGAGCUCUCUAAUGCGUGGCAGGUUAAUGACACCAUGUACAGUGAUAUCUUGCAAUCCAGGUAAUUCAGCACAUUGAGCAUCAGGUCUGUAAUAUCUGUAUCAGUUUGAAUUGCUUUUACAGCUGGAUGUUAAACUUGCUAAAACUUCCUGUUCCUAAGGCCAUCUCAAAGUACACUGGAAAUGCAUUUCCUGUGGGAAUAUUGCUUUC
Messenger RNA from Manacus vitellinus (golden-collared manakin), 6995 nucleotides. RefSeq names its product semaphorin 5B (gene SEMA5B). The transcript is spliced from 23 exons. The record is from RefSeq and is a predicted model, not a curated record. The coding region runs from base 286 to 3564 and encodes 1092 amino acids. Gene Ontology annotation, molecular function: semaphorin receptor binding; chemorepellent activity. NCBI's taxonomy places the organism in Eukaryota, Metazoa, Chordata, Aves, Passeriformes, Pipridae. Gene Ontology annotation, biological process: negative regulation of axon extension involved in axon guidance; axon guidance; semaphorin-plexin signaling pathway.